CAGAACAGGAGCAGCAGCAACAUCAGGAGCAGGAGGCCAUUGCAGUCGAGCUGGAUAAGCGUGUACUACACAGUGUCAUCCCUCCACAUCAUGUAAGUAUCCAGUCAGUGGGUCUCAAGCCCUUGGGGGAUCGUGUGCCCCCCUUCAAGCUCUGUCUGCUGGGCAUGUGACAUCCUUUUUGGCCAGCCCUGAGUGGUGGGAAUAGAAGCGCUUGUCAGUGGACCCCAGGAAAGGGAUUGCUCUGGCAGCAGCCCCACUCUCAGCCCUUUCUCCUUCAGGCACCGGGCAUCUUGAGGAGCAUCUACCAGUGGCUCGUGUCCAACACAGAGCAGUCUGCCCAGCACCGCCUGGACAAGAGCCUUCUGGAACUGGCCGAGGAGCACCCCCACGACGUGGUGGUGACUCUGCUGCGCUGCUCCCCAGCGUGCGACAGAGCUGCCGUGACCAUGUGGAGGGUGAUGGUCGUCUCAUCCCGGACUAAAAAGAAGGUGAUGACAGAGCUGUGCCACGUGCUGAAGGACUGGCCCUUUCACAGGACGUCCACCUCUGACGGGGACAACACGGAUGUCUUCGCCCUGGCCGCAACCAGGGUGCUGUGGGAGCUCCUUCGGCCAGCCAACUACCCAAUGGAGCAGGAGAUGAGCUUCUCUCUACCCCUGAUGGUGUUGCUCUUCCAAAUCUUCGCAAGCGCGCAGCAGACACCAGAAGAGGUGGAGACCUUCUUCAGGGAAUGCCAGCAGGAGGAGGGCAUUGCCACCAGCCCCAGCAGGUUCGCACUGCUGACUCUGAAAGCACUGCUCUGCCGUGUUGGGUAUGAUAUGCUGGUGCUUGAAUUGGGAAAGAGGAAUAUCUGGGAGAUGCUACUCCACGCUGAGAGCCACCACUGGGCAGUGGGUCUGCUGGCCAGGUGAGGGCACUGAGGGACACCGGCAGAGCCCGGGGCGCGUGAAUUGCCCGUGGGCACCAAUGAGGUCUCCUCAGAAGGGGCAGGAAGCCCAUGGUGCACCCGAGGUGCACACUGCUGUGGGGCACUGGCUUCCUCCCUGCAAGGAGAGGUGGGGAAAGACCAGGCCUCCGGGAGCAUGAAAUGCUGGUGGCUGCUGGAACAGAGCCAGGAGCACUUCACCCGUCCUGCUCAGGACUUCUGCUCAGGACUCCUGCUCAGGACUCACCCUGCCUUCUUCCCUCUGCCAGGGCGAUGAAAUAUGUCUCAAGAACAGAGCGCCGACGGAUUGUGCUGUAUCUGGAAACGUGGCUCAACAACAACGAGCCACGCUGGAAGGUCCCCGCCAUGGCCUUCCUGGUCGAGAUGCUGGCCUGUGAGGACCUCAAAAUGGAGUGUCUUCGAGUCCUGCAGCUCUUCCCAAGAUACCUGAGGAGUGAGUGCACGGCGAUGCGUCAGCUGGUGCUCAAGGGCCUCAAAACGCUCAGCAGAAGACCCUAUGUGGCGAAAAAAAUGGAGUUCCUGCUGCCAGAGAUCAUGGGGAUACUGCCAGAUUUGGAAGGGGACGUGGCUGGAAAUGCGCUGUUUGUGCUCAAAAACAUGCUCAAGGAGAUGACCAUCAACAAGGCCAGGCCCACCGCUCUGCAGCUGGCAGAGAGGCUGCCAGCGUUCUUUGACAGUGAAUCCAGCUCCACGCAGCUGCAAUCCAUCCACUUCUUCAGAGAUGUGAUGAGCCUUUUUGCAGCAAGGGAGAAAGAGCAGCUGAAGACACACGUGUGCCAGAGCGUGAUCCCGCUGUUCUUCCACUUGCACGACGAGAACCAGCAAGUGGCCGAGGCCGCAGAGGAAACCCUUCUCGAUGCUGCCAAAUUCCUGCAGAGGUCGCAGCUCGUGGACCUGCUGGAGAGAAAGCAAACAAGGAGACUCGGCAAGUACCUGCUGGAGGACAACAGCCUGGAUGAGCACCUGCGCCAGAGCCUGCCGUACCUGCAGAGCCCACAGGAGCCCUUGCGACUGGAAGCCGUCAGGUUCAUCGGUGAGCCCGAGCCCCGGGGUCCCUCUGUGCCCGAGGGAAGGAGGAGGAGGUGGCCCGGCCAGCAGGGCCAGCGGGGGGGAGAUGGGGAGAUGUGCUGCUGGGAAGGGCUGGCGGGCAGAGUUUGUGACAGGCUGUGUGUACUGCCUAGGGCUCAUUGCACGGCGAGUGAGGGAUUGGCGUGAGGAGGAGCUCCUCAUCAUCUAUGAAGCCAUUCAAGGCAUGACGGAUGACGUCAGUUCCUCUGUCUCUUCGCUCGCAACUGAGACCCUCUUCAUUAUACGAGCUGCAAUGAGGUUGCCACGCAGUGUACCUGGAUUACGAGGGCUGAGCUACCGACUC
Anas platyrhynchos (mallard) is the source of this 2318-nucleotide messenger RNA. Lineage: Eukaryota; Metazoa; Chordata; Aves; Anseriformes; Anatidae. The record is from RefSeq and is a predicted model, not a curated record.